Molecule: messenger RNA, 1420 nt
Organism: Wyeomyia smithii (pitcher-plant mosquito)
Lineage: Eukaryota; Metazoa; Arthropoda; Insecta; Diptera; Culicidae
Gene: Ptpa
Product: serine/threonine-protein phosphatase 2A activator
Exons: 3
Coding region: 179-1207 (342 amino acids)
Biological process (GO): mitotic spindle organization
Cellular component (GO): nucleus; cytoplasm; protein phosphatase type 2A complex
Molecular function (GO): peptidyl-prolyl cis-trans isomerase activity; protein tyrosine phosphatase activator activity
Source: RefSeq, a predicted model, not a curated record
GAAGAAUCGAUUCUGUAUUAGUAUCGGUGGUAUCGCAACGUCUAGUUUUGGUAAUAAUUUCAUGUCAUAACAACUUUAAACUGAUUAAAUUUUCGAACCGGUUGAUGCCCUUUUAUAUGUAGGCGAAAAGUGAGAGAAUUGAAUAUAAAGGAUUAUUUAUUAACUUAAGUUCAUUACAAUGGCGUCAGAAGAAGGAUUACCCACCUAUAACUACAAGAUUCCUGAAAAGCUUAUAAAAAGCGCAAUGGAUAUGCCCAGAUGGGAACAUUCGGAAGCCUAUUACGAUUUGAUGGGUUUUAUCAGCAGUAUGUGUGUCGCGCUACAAGCCACAAAGCAAAGCCAGGAAGUAGAGGUAAACACGGUUAUCAAAAAACUUAUGGACGGCCUCACCCGUCUGGAACAACUUGCCAUCGAAACUCCACCGGUGGAUCAACCGGCCAGAUUUGGCAAUGUAGCCUACAGAUCCUGGUUUCAGAAAAUGCAAGCCGAGAGCCUGAAUUUGAUAAAAGAUGCACUACCAGCGCAUUUGGCUGAAGCGGCACCUGAGCUGAAUCUAUACUUUUCGGAAUCCUUCGGCAAUGCUUCCAGGAUUGACUACGGUACUGGUCACGAGCUUUCUUUUCUAAUGUUUCUGAUGUGCUUGUUUAAAAUCAAAGCAAUCGAUAGGCAAGAUGAAGUUGCUGUUGGCCUGCGGAUGUUUCAUCAAUAUCUAAAUUUUGUCCGGAAGCUGCAGGUUACUUACCGUAUGGAACCAGCUGGAAGUCACGGCGUGUGGAGUCUGGAUGAUUUCCAGUUUGUACCAUUCAUUUGGGGCAGUGCCCAGCUGGCAGUCAACAGCCCGAUUGAUCCAGCAAAGUUUGUUGAGGACAAAUAUAUUGAUGAGCACCGAAAAGAGUAUCUUUUUAUCGGAUGCAUCGACUAUAUACGACAGGUUAAAACCGGCCACUUUGCUGAACACUCGAACCAGCUCUGGAGUAUAAGUGCGGUGCCUUCAUGGGCCAAAAUUAGUACUGGACUUAUGAAAAUGUACCAAAAGGAGGUUUUGUCUAAGUUUCCCGUAAUUCAGCAUGUGUAUUUCGGAUCGAUCUUAACACUUACCCCGGUGAAACCGGGUACGAAACUACCCAACCCAAGGCUUGGUAUGCUUCCGCGGCAAAAUAUGGGGCCGCCAGCCCCGCCCAAAUUUUCUGCAGAUGAAGGUCACUAAAUCGAUUGAAUUAGGAGUUCAUAGUGAAAAACGGAGGUAGAUUAAGAAAAUUGAAAUUCAAGAGUUUAUUCUAGUGUUAAAUUUCGUUUUCAUUAUUAUCGUUUCCUGUGUUGAAAUAUUUGAUUGCUUCGCGAGCUGGAAGGGAAAAGAUUGGUGUUUUAACAAAAACAGGUACAAUAUGUAAAUGAUACUACUUACUGGAAUCAUAAUAAU